Molecule: messenger RNA, 375 nt
Organism: Micromonas pusilla CCMP1545
Lineage: Eukaryota; Viridiplantae; Chlorophyta; Mamiellophyceae; Mamiellales; Mamiellaceae
Exons: 1
Coding region: 1-375 (124 amino acids)
Biological process (GO): microtubule anchoring; cilium assembly
Cellular component (GO): motile cilium; ciliary basal body; centrosome
Molecular function (GO): protein binding
Source: RefSeq, a predicted model, not a curated record
AUGACCGCCGGCGGCGCGACCGUGGACGAACUCACGGAUGUCCUCCGAGAGACGCUCGAGAACCGCGGAGCGCUGGGGAACGUCCGCGCGCACCUCAGAGCGGAGGUCUCGAACGCGCUCGAGGACCGAACGUCGUUCGCGCGGCCCGAUCUGAGCAACGAGAACCUCGUCAUCAACGAGCUCAUCCGCGAGUACCUCGUGUUCAAUCGGUACCGCAGCACCCUGAGCGUGCUUCUGCCGGAGAGCGGGCAGCCGGAGACGCCGCCGUUCGACCGCGACUUUCUCGCGAGGGAGAUGCGCGUGAAAGAGAACGACACCUCGAGGAAGGUGCCGCUGUUGUACACGCUCUUGGCCAACGCGCAACACAAAAAGUGA